Messenger RNA from Pneumocystis jirovecii RU7, 276 nucleotides. RefSeq lists its product as uncharacterized. The record is from RefSeq and is a predicted model, not a curated record. The coding region runs from base 1 to 276 and encodes 91 amino acids. NCBI's taxonomy places the organism in Eukaryota, Fungi, Ascomycota, Pneumocystomycetes, Pneumocystales, Pneumocystaceae. The transcript is spliced from 4 exons.
AUGUUAACCCUAAAUGGAAUUUUGGAAUGGGAUCGACUAUCAUAUGAACAGGGUUUCUGUAUUAGGGAUGUUUUGACUUUUUCAGCAGAAAUUGUGGGUAUUAAUGUAGUAUUAAGUGGUAUUAACGCUCUGUUGACAUGGAGAUUAAUGUGGGGUUUUGUUUUUGUGAUGAGUGGAGAAUGGGUUAUGAGCACCUGCAUAAGAUACGGGAGAGGUAAUGCAAAUAAAUUACAUAUGACGGAUAUGUGUGUUUUUAAAUGUCCUGAAGGUGGGUGA